Magnolia sinica is the source of this 3293-nucleotide messenger RNA. Its product is annotated as homeobox-leucine zipper protein ROC8-like. Gene Ontology annotation, molecular function: lipid binding; DNA binding; DNA-binding transcription factor activity, RNA polymerase II-specific. The record is from RefSeq and is a predicted model, not a curated record. The coding region runs from base 505 to 2745 and encodes 746 amino acids. Gene Ontology annotation, biological process: regulation of DNA-templated transcription. NCBI's taxonomy places the organism in Eukaryota, Viridiplantae, Streptophyta, Magnoliopsida, Magnoliales, Magnoliaceae. The transcript has 10 exons.
AGAGCUUUUAAAGUCUCAGAGCUGUAUCCUUCGAGUCCUGCGUACCAAACUCCAACAUCACGCACAGAGAGAAGGAAGAGAGAGAGAGACUCUCCUCGAAAUCGUAGAAGAGAUUUUAAAAUCCUUCCGAUUUCUCAGUUGGGAAGGCUUUAAAUCCGUCGGUUACCCUUUAAAACCUCUCUUAACUCUCUCUCUCUCUCUCUCUCUCUCUCUCUCUCUCUCUCUCUUGUAUUUGGUUUUUGAAACAAAAGCCCCUGAUUGAUGCCGGUAUUCCAGACUCCCCAGCCGUUUCACGACCCAAAAUGAAAUGGGUCUUUGUUGUUUUCUCAAACAAGUCCAUUUAAAAAUGCCAAACACCAUCCAAAGCAGUCCCAUUUCCUUCAAAUCCCAAACUCCCUCCCUCUCUCUUUCUUUUCAUGUUAGAACAGAACAAGCAGCAGCAGCACUAGCAGAAACAGGGCCUUUGUGUUGCUUCAUCUUCUCCUUCUCCUUCUUCUUCUUCCCAUGUAUUCAAAUGGGCUGGUGGGUUUUGAUGGAGGAGAGUUCUUGAGGUGCUUUUCAGGAGAGGGGAGCAGUAAGAAGAGCCUGACUGUUAGUACUAGUGGCAUGGAGGGCGGCAGCAGCGGCGGUGGGCCCGCUGCGGGUGGAGGUGGAUCGGGUGAUGACCCUGACGUGUCCGAUCCCAGCAGAAAGAAGAAGCGAUACCAUCGGCAUACAGCUCGUCAGAUUCAAGAGCUCGAAUCUACAUUUAAGGAGUGCCCGCAUCCAGAUGAGAAGCAGCGGUUGCAGCUGAGUCGGGAUCUGGGACUCGAACCUCGGCAGAUCAAGUUCUGGUUUCAGAAUAGGAGGACCCAAAUGAAGGCGCAACAUGAACGUGCCGAUAACUGCUCACUUCGGGCGGAGAACGACAAAAUCCGAUGCGAAAACAUUGCCAUCAGAGAGGCAUUGAAAAAUGUGAUUUGCCCAUCUUGUGGGGGACCACCUGUUGGGGAAGACAUGUAUUUCGAUGAGCAGAAGUUGCGAAUUGAGAAUGCCCGGUUGAAAGAAGAGCUUGAUAGAGUAUCAAGCAUUGCUGCCAAGUACAUUGGACGGCCGAUUUCACAUCUUCCUCCGAUUCAGCCGGUAGCCGUUUCGUCUUUGGACUUGUCCAUGGGGAGUUUCAGUGGGGCAGGAAUGGGUCCUUCCCUUGAUCUUGACCUACUUCCGGGUAGUUCUUCAAUCUCGCCAAUGCCAUUGCAGAUGCCAGGCAUUUCAGAAAUGGAGAAAUCUCUUAUGGCUGAGAUUGCUGCCAAUGGAAUGGAUGAACUGAUUAGGCUAUUGCAGACAGACGAACCCCUGUGGAUGAAGUCCACGAGCGAUGGGAGGGACAUUCUCAAUCUAGAAAGCUAUGAGAGGAUGUUCCCAAAACCGAACUUGAAAAAUCCUGAUGUCCGAAUUGAAGCAUCAAGAGAUUCAGGCCUCGUUAUUAUGAAUGGAUUGGCUUUGGUCGACAUGUUCAUGGAUUCGAGCAAAUGGAUAGAGCUUUUUCCGACAAUCGUUUCAAAGGCAAGGACCAUUGAAGUUCUUGCAUCUGGAAUGUCGGGAAGUCGGAGUGGUUCCUUGCAACUGAUGCACGAGGAAUUACAGGUGCUUUCGCCUCUCAUCUCCACACGAGAAUUCUACUUCAUACGUUACUGCCAACAAAUUGAGCAAGGCUUGUGGGCAAUUGUGGAUGUCUCGUUCGACAUUUCUAGAGUAAAUCAGUUCAUCUCUCCCUCUCGGUCUCGAAGGCGUCCUUCCGGCUGCUUCAUUCAGGACAUGCCCAACGGAUAUUCCAAGGUUACUUGGGUGGAACAUGUGGAAAUUGAAGAGAAGACACCAGCCCAUCGACUAUAUAGAGAGCUUAUCAACAGUGGAAUGGCUUUUGGGGCCCAGCGAUGGAUGGCUACUCUACAGAGGAUGUGUGAGAGAUUUGCAUGCCUGAUGGUGUCAAAUUCUUCUAGUAGGGAACUUGGAGGAGUGAUUCCUUCUGCAGAUGGGAGGAGAAGCAUGAUGAAGCUUUCUCAGAGGAUGAUAAACAGUUUCUGCUCAAGUAUAAGUGCUUCAAACGGCCAUAGAUGGACAACACUCUCUGGCAUGAACGAUGUUGGGGUUCGGGUCACUGUCCACAAGAGCACGGACCCUGGCCAACCCAACGGAGUUGUCCUCAGCGCAGCAAGCUCAAUAUGGCUACCUGUCUCCCCACAAGAUGUCUUCAAUUUCUUUAGAGAUGAACGGACACGAGCUCUGUGGGAUGUUCUUUCCAAUGGUAAUUCAGUUCAGGAGGUUGCCCACAUCGCAAAUGGCUCGCAUCCUGGAAACUGCAUAUCUGUCCUACGCGCCUUCAAUGCCAGCCAAAACAACAUGCUGAUCCUCCAAGAGAGCUGCACCGACUCAUCGGGCUCCCUUGUUGUCUACGCCCCCGUCGACCUGCCAGCCAUCAACAUUGCAAUGAGCGGAGAGGAUCCGUCCUACAUCCCGCUCCUCCCAUCGGGCUUCACCAUAUUGCCGGACGGGCGGCCAGACAACAGCGGGGCAGGACCCUCAACCAGCUCCAACCUACAGGGCAACAUGCCCCGCUCGUCAGGAUCACUUAUCACCGUUGCAUUCCAGAUCUUAGUAAGCAGCCUACCGUCGGCGAAGCUCAACCUGGAGUCGGUAACGACGGUAAAUAACCUUAUCAGCACCACUGUCCAGCAAAUAAAGUCAGCCUUGAAUUGCACCUGAGCAAAAGCAUUCUCACUCUCCUUAACUACACAUAUCAGAGCUCUUGUGGUGGUUGCAUUGAAGGAGAGGGUGAGGUUGGUUGGAUGGACGGAUGGAUGGCCUUGAAUGCAUUCAUCAAGAGCUGUAGCUGCUCUUACUGCCCAUUUCAUGACACCUAGAGAUGUUUACAGGACAACCCAUUUCCUCAUUUUACUAAGAAGUCAUUAAAGAGGGAGUCAAGAACGCACCAUAGCGGUUCCUUGCUGUAGUAAACUUUCAUUUCUUUUCUUCUUUUUUUUCUCUAUUUUUCUUCUCAUCUGCUCACCACCACAGCAAAAUGGUCAGCAAGGGUAAUGGUUCGGGUAUUGACUUCUGUUCAAAUUGACUUUUGUUGGUUUUGUUUUGUUUCUACCCAUUGUCUGUGUUUCUACUACAGUGAAGUUUCGUUGUAGUUGUUGUUUGUAUCCUUUUGUUAUGGUAGUUUCAGAGAUUUCUUUUUUGUUAUUAUUUUUUAAAACCUUCUGCUUGGCGCGUAUGUUUUGUUAUUAAUGCCACAAUUAUUUUUUUCA